Cylindrotheca closterium is the source of this 747-nucleotide messenger RNA. NCBI's taxonomy places the organism in Eukaryota, Bacillariophyta, Bacillariophyceae, Bacillariales, Bacillariaceae. The record is from the annotation of a GenBank genome assembly.
AUGGUCCAAGGAAUGGCCAUGAAGAAGUUUGUGACCGACCCAGCGUUGUGUCGGGAUAUGUUCUUUGGUGGUCCCAAUGACGACAAUGAAGAGUAUGAAGACACUAUUACGGAUGUUACCAAUGUUGCUGGAUAUGAUGAAGAAGCUGAAGCUGAAGCAAAUCCAGAUGCUGAACCCAAUGCGGAUGCAGAUGCCAACACUGCUGACACCGCCAACGAUGAUGAUUAUGGCGAAGAAGCUGAAGCUAGUCCGGAUACCGAAGCUGAAGCUAAUGGGGAUGCGGAUGCCAACACUGCUGACACCGCUACAGCUGCUACUGCAACAUCUUCUGUUACACAAAUACCUAGAAUGGCCAAGCUUUCCGACUCGGAUAUUCAAAAGUAUCAAGAGUUUUUUGCCAGAGAUACCAAGGUGUCAACAGAUACGAAGAAUUUGCCAUGGCCAUCCAUGAAGAUGGAUCGGUUGGGAAGAGCAUCAUAUGUCAACGAGUUGCCUCCUUGUCUAGUUGUUGGAGGUACGCAAGAUUUCAUGGUCGAUGAGAAGGGAUGCAUCGAGACGGCCAACUAUUUUGGGCUCAUGCAAGAGAACGGGGAAGAAGCCACACGUGAAAUAACUAUUGAAGAGAAGAGGCAACAGACCAAACGGAUGGGUCUUCUCAUGGUGGAUGCACCACAUGAUCUCAUGCUUGUUCCUCAGUGGAAGGACAUUGCGGACGAGUUACAAGCAUGGAUUCAAAGCGUAGCCUAA